AUGGCCGCCACAAAAGCCACCCUCUCCACAACCGAACUCCUCGAACAGAUCCUCCUCCACCUCCCCCUCCGCAGCGUCCUCCGCGUCCAACUAGUCUCCCACUCCUGGCACGCCACAAUCCACACCAGCAUCAAACUCCAACAAGCCCUCUUCCUCCGACCCAUCCCGGCUGUCAAAACCACAAAGCAACAGCGCCCCAUGCAAACCGUAACCCUCAACGACCCUUGUGCCUCCGUCCUCGCCACACCGACUCCCAGUAGCCUAGUCAACGACAUUCUAGGCCUGGAGGGAAGCGCCGCGGGGAUCUGUACCCUCUCGAACCCCAUCCCUACCGCUCUGCUAGAGAAGAAGGGAACCUGGCACUCCAUGCACCUGACCCAACCCCCCACCCCCUCCUCCUCCUCCCUCCUCAUCGGCAACUUCAUCGCCCUAACAGCCACCGAAGCAACCGGACUACCUCGAGACCGCUUCAUUCCCUCCGCCACUCCCUCAGUCCUCGAGAGCAACCACUGCACGACGCGGACAUUACAUGGCUCCUUCUCCCGCCUCGGCGCGGUGCAACUCGAAUGCGCCUCCGGUUUGACGAUAGGCACAGCGGCUGAGGCGAUAGCGCAGCUUGCGGAGAAAUUUGGAAGGGCGGAGCAUAAAGGGCGCCGACUACGUUUCUUCUGGGGCAGUCAAGUCCAUGCGAAUUUGAUGGUGGAUUUGUUGAUGGAGAUCGCGGAGUGUGUGGAGGAGGAUGUUAGGAGGAUGCGGAGUAGUAGUGGAGGAGCGCGUGGGUGA
This is a messenger RNA of Fulvia fulva, 783 nucleotides long. RefSeq lists its product as uncharacterized. Bases 1 to 783 code for a protein of 260 amino acids. Gene Ontology annotation, molecular function: protein binding. The record is from RefSeq and is a predicted model, not a curated record. The transcript has a single exon. NCBI's taxonomy places the organism in Eukaryota, Fungi, Ascomycota, Dothideomycetes, Mycosphaerellales, Mycosphaerellaceae.